Molecule: messenger RNA, 764 nt
Organism: Alnus glutinosa
Lineage: Eukaryota; Viridiplantae; Streptophyta; Magnoliopsida; Fagales; Betulaceae
Exons: 1
Coding region: 134-559 (141 amino acids)
Source: RefSeq, a predicted model, not a curated record
AACCCAUUCCCAACAAGCACUUCCCUUUUCUCCCUCUUAACCCUCCCUCACUCACUCACCACCAAUCCAUCUUUUAAACCCGGCCCCUACAAAUUUCAAACCCAAGAAGAGAAAACAGAGAACCUGGACAUACAUGACAACGCUUCAGAAGUUCAAGCUGCUGGCGACCCAGUGCGGCGUGGCGCCGAGCCCCACGCGGAGCCCGAGGACAAGCCCAGUUGUCCAAUUCCGUCGCCGCAAGACCACCCUCCGAAUGCUGCUCAGCCGCCGAUCAUCUCGCAUGGCUCAGCCACUAAUCCCGCCUACUUGUUCUCCGCAAAAGAAGGAGGAGAAGGAUUUGGUGGCGGAGCUGCAGGGACACCGAACUCUCAAAGACCUUUUCGUGUCUUCGCCGCCGUUCGGAGAAACGAAAGAGAGGACUGGCGGUUCGAUUAGGAGCGGCAGUUUGGUUGGUUGGAAAUCCGGAACGGCAUCGUCAAGGCCGGCCUGGACAGGUUUUCGGCACAGGGCGUUGCUAAGAAGAGCAUGGCGUCCUGUGCUGGUUGCUAUUCCUGAGUGAAAAUGAUCAGGGCAUUUAUUUAUUUCCUGUAAUAAAUUCGUGAACAUAUUAUGUUGUAUAUGUUCCGACGGAGCACAAUGUGCCUCCAAUGAACUUGUCUCAAAAUUUUUUGUUAGUCCGAUUUAUUGUGUUAUUGGCACGUGGGUGAGCUUGCUAUGAUCUUGUUGUUAUAUUAUUAUUCAAGAGGGCAAAAUGGUGCAAAAUC